GCUUGCGCAGUGCGAAACAGCCCUGCGCUGCUUGCUGCAUUAUGGAAUUUCGUUCUGCGCAGCGAGCAAUAUUGCAGCUGCUGGGUACCGUGGCUCCGGCAGACCUCCCGGCGCUGCUCCAAUGGAUGCGAACUACCAGAGAUUUUGAUGAAUUCACUCAAGAUAAUAAUGACAUUAUGUUGAAAAGCAUAGCAGAAGACCUUCGGAAUUGCUUACCUCUAGAAACUAUGCUUUCUUCAGAACAUCUAGCCCUUCAAAAAAUACAGCAGCAGCCAGAACCCACAGUUCAUGUGGAUGCAUUCCUUUAUGAUGAAGACUUUAUUGAUUCAUUAUGUGAAGAAGGAAAAAUGAGUAGGAACUACUGUAUGGUGUGUGGCUCACACCAGACAGCACCUUUAGGAUUCAUUUCCCAUUCCUUCUCCCUCAUGGAACUGAAGUUCAUUUAUCAUCAUGUACUCCCUGAUCUGUCAGGAAAGGUCUUGGUUGACGUGGGCUCCAGGCUUGGCAUAGUCCUUUUUGGGGGUUACCUUUACAGUUCAGCACAGGAACUCUAUGGAGUAAAAUUAAAUGGAGACUUUUGCCAGUUGCAGGAAAUGGUCAUAAAAAAAUACCAGUUCACUGACAGAAUAAAGGUGCUUCAUGCAGAUAUCCGUACCCAGGGUUCACUUCUGCAAAAUGCUGAUGUUGUUAUAAUGAAUAAUGUCUUCGAAUAUUUUCUUAAUGAGACAGAACAGGCCAGAGCCUGGGAAUAUAUCAGCUGUAAUGUAAGGAAGCAAGGAUCAUUAUUAGUGACAGUACCAAGUCUUGAAGAUUCUCUCUCAGGUCUCCAGACUGAUAUACAGUUAUCCCCCUGGGUUGAAGAGAUACCACUAAACUAUAAUGUAUACCCACAAAAGGAUAUUGACAGAGAAGCUCUUGAACAAAUUCAUUUAUAUAAGAUUCUCUAAUACUGAAGUAGUCCAUCAGUAUGAUGUUUUGCCAAGUAUAAAAAAGAAAAAGAAAAAAUAACCUCAAUAUCCUAAUACAUAUUGUUCUAUAUAUUCCCUUCCACUCUUUGUACAUAUGAUUGCAUAUUUGUAAGUAGUUGUAUGUGUAUUUAUGGUUUUGUUCUGCUCUGUGUGAUAAAUAUGAUUAAAAUAUCUGAAAAUGUU
Molecule: messenger RNA, 1151 nt
Organism: Tupaia belangeri chinensis (Chinese tree shrew)
Lineage: Eukaryota; Metazoa; Chordata; Mammalia; Scandentia; Tupaiidae
Exons: 8
Coding region: 42-947 (301 amino acids)
Molecular function (GO): methyltransferase activity
Source: RefSeq, a predicted model, not a curated record